Cooperia oncophora is the source of this 348-nucleotide messenger RNA. Lineage: Eukaryota; Metazoa; Nematoda; Chromadorea; Rhabditida; Trichostrongylidae. The record is from the annotation of a GenBank genome assembly.
AUGAGUUUUCUUAAAGGCAUCAAGAAUACUGUAGCGUCAGCAGCUGAUCAGAUCGGUGACGUUUUGGAACAAGCAGAGCAUAAAGCGGAAGAAAGUGCCAAAUGGGUGGCGGACAGUGCCAAAGGUGCCUAUGAUGUCACCGCAGAGAAAACCGCUGAGGCUGCACACGUUGUUGGCGAGAAGACGACCGAUACAGCACACAGCAUCGGUGGCGUUCUGUCUGGCACAAAAGAGGUCGCCGGUGAUGCGGUGGAAUCGGCAAAAGAUCAACCGCCCACGCUGCUAAGGCCGUUGGUGAUUUCCUAUUCGGUACAAAAAAGGACGCCGAGCAUGCAGCCGAUCAAGUAG